AUCCCUUGUUCACAAGAUCCAUCGCUACAAUCUCUACAUUUGGCCACUUGUUCAUUCCACCCCUCCUCUUCUUCUCACUACAGCACUGCAUUCCUUCAUCCACUUUGUCCAGACAGCAAGCUAUGAGUAGCAGCUCGCAUAGCACUCAUUCCUCUUCCAAUGUGGUUGGCGUACACUACCGUGUUGGCAAAAAGAUUGGCGAGGGAAGUUUCGGUAUCAUUUAUGAAGGCAUCAAUUUGCUGAACAAUCAGCAGGUUGCUAUCAAAUUUGAACCACGAAAGAGUGACGCCCCACAACUUCGUGAUGAAUACCGAACCUACAAGAUCUUGGCGGGAUCAACCGGCAUCCCAAAUGCAUAUUACUUUGGACAGGAAGGUCUACAUAAUAUCCUGUGUAUCGACUUGCUAGGGCCUUCACUAGAAGACCUCUUUGAUAUGUGUGGCCGUAAAUUUACAAUCAAGACUGUCGUGAUGCUCGCUAAACAGAUGCUUUACCGGAUUCAAACCAUCCACGAAAAGAAUUUAAUCUACAGAGACAUCAAACCGGACAAUUUCCUGAUCGGAAGACCACAUACAAAAAAUGCAAACUUGGUACAUGUCGUUGACUUUGGUAUGGCGAAGCAAUACCGUGAUCCCAAGACCAAGCAGCAUAUUCCUUACCGUGAGAGAAAGAGUCUUAGUGGAACAGCCAGAUAUAUGAGCAUCAAUACGCAUUUAGGCCGAGAACAAUCACGACGUGAUGACCUGGAGGCAAUGGGCCAUGUGUUCAUGUACUUCUUGCGGGGCGGUCUUCCUUGGCAAGGAUUGAAGGCUGCAACAAACAAACAAAAAUAUGAAAAGAUCGGAGAAAAGAAGCAGACCACGCCAAUCAAAGAGCUUUGUGAAGGCUUUCCUGAGGAAUUUGGCAUCUACUUGAACUAUGUCAGGAAACUCUCAUUUGAAGAGACCCCAGAUUAUGACUUCUUGAGAGACUUGUUCACAAAGGCUCUAAAGAGCAUGAAUGAGGUUGAAGAUGGUGUGUAUGACUGGAUGCUUCUCAACAACGGUAAAGGUUGGGAAUCUGAGAUUGAUGUAAGUGGCACCUGUAUAGGCAAUUGAUGUGACGUAGAUUUUCGAGUAGAAAAAAUCUGCAGGUUCUUUUAAUGGUCUUGUAACAUUCGAAACAUUCACGUCAAUACUUAACUUUUAGGGAAUGGGCGAUGUUUAUCGCGACAACGGACAUAUACCAAGUGCAUCGCAGCAAUAUUCAUCCAAUCCGUUACACCCUUCUGGUCAUAAUCACG
This is a messenger RNA of Lobosporangium transversale, 1282 nucleotides long. Its product is annotated as kinase-like domain-containing protein. The record is from RefSeq and is a predicted model, not a curated record. The transcript has 7 exons. Gene Ontology annotation, cellular component: nucleus; cytoplasm. Gene Ontology annotation, molecular function: protein serine/threonine kinase activity; ATP binding. The coding region runs from base 123 to 1097 and encodes 324 amino acids. NCBI's taxonomy places the organism in Eukaryota, Fungi, Mortierellomycota, Mortierellomycetes, Mortierellales, Mortierellaceae. Gene Ontology annotation, biological process: peptidyl-serine phosphorylation; signal transduction; endocytosis.